GGGCCCGGGAUGAAACCAUGCAAACCAUUACAAAGCUUAAAUAUGAGAUGUCUGUCCUCUCCCAUCAAGUAUCCAUUGUGAGUCAGGAGCUGCAGGAAAUGACGCGACUUCUCAGGCCUCUCUUUCACAACCCGUCCGCACUGCUGACUCCCAGUGCCGUGACUCCCUCGCCCAGCGUGUCCCCACUCAGCUGCUCUCUGGCCCUACACCUCAAUACCCAGCAUGCACCUGUGCACUGUCCUGAUGAUCAAAAUCCUCCGUCGUCCAUGAUGCAUGAACCGCCCUCUCCACAGCUGAGCAUGAGCAAGGUGUUUCAAGGAGAGUUCGAUCCACUUUCUUCUUCUCCUUCCCCCCAUAGUCCUCCAUUCUCUCACCAAACCAGUACCACUCCCCCGGUCUCUCACCGCUCGGCUCCCCCUUCGCUCAACAGCUCUCCCCACGAGCACACAAUCGUGCCACAUCCCUCCUCUUCCACCUCCAUCCCUUCUCUUUCUUCAUCAAGCCACCCAUUAUCCAUCACUCCCCUUCUGGUGGAUUUAUCAGAGCCGCAAUCACGACUUCGGCUCCACUUCCCACUCCAAUCCCAUUCUGAGUCCCACCUCCAGUCAGAGACCCACUUCAUGUCCCAGUCUUAUCCUCAUUCCCUUUCCCAGUCUGACAUCCAGCCUCAGAUUUCUCUCCAAACCUCCAGCAUGGCGUCACGUUCCCGAGAGCCCCUCCUGGACCUGCAGAGGGUGGAGUGGGGGGAGCACACCACCCAGCUUAGCCUCGUAGAUGAGGGACAGUCCUCGAUGUGAGCACACAGGAAGACUGGGACACUCGACUAAGAGACAGGAGCAGCAUGCCACACAUCCUACUGCAUGACAAAGUUUGGCAUGCGGGUUACAAUGUAAAUAUGUUGAUUUUAAACUGUUGGAAACUGUUAUCAUGAGCACCUUCAAGAAGAUCUGAGAAUAAACGUUUGUUUUACA
This is a messenger RNA of Maylandia zebra (zebra mbuna), 971 nucleotides long. Lineage: Eukaryota; Metazoa; Chordata; Actinopteri; Cichliformes; Cichlidae. The record is from RefSeq and is a predicted model, not a curated record.